Molecule: messenger RNA, 993 nt
Organism: Drosophila suzukii
Lineage: Eukaryota; Metazoa; Arthropoda; Insecta; Diptera; Drosophilidae
Source: RefSeq, a predicted model, not a curated record
AUGAGCACACGCGUCACCAGAGCCGAAGCACGCAGGAGGAUGGCGGCCCUCCAGGAACCUCGCCCGGGGCAAGGAUGGUCGGAGACCCUGCCUACCCGAGCUCCGCGGCGGGCCCUGGAGCGGACCCAAGACGAGGACUCCGCACCGGAACCCGCGGUGAGCUCCGACAGCGACGUGGAGGUGAUCGGCGAUCCCGCCCGUCGAGGAGAGAGAGUGGUGGACUCCGGAAGGCGGCGGCAGGCGGUCGGAUACCGCGCGGGACGACGGACGUCGGAGGGGCGGAACUCCCGAGGAGCCACUCGGAGGAGGUCUGUCGGGCCACCGAGGAGACUCGGAAGCGGUUCCGAGACCGGGAGCCGUCGGACGAGGAGCAGCAACGGUCGACGGAGGAGGAGGCGGAGGAGCACCGUUGGCCACGCCGCCGUGGAGGCCGGCCCGGCCACCCACGCCGCGAUACACGGAGCCACGACGACCGGAGGAGCAGACGCCAAGCGAGGAGGAAGUCCACCAGGCAAGGGCGGAGGAGCCGUCGGUGGUGCGGACGGAGGUGCCGGCCGCGCACGUGAGCCACAGCACACGGGCGUUCGAGGCCGAGGGCAUGCGGUGGCGGCAGCAGACGGUGACAUGGACGUGGCCCGAGGGGCCCGCGACAGGACCGACGAAGGAGGUGCCCAGGAUAUGGGAGGAGGGGGUACCCAAGUUGAACCCUCGGGACCCCCGGACGAGAAGCCGACAGGAUGCGUGGGUCCCGCCGACACCAAGCACGGGCCCGCCAACACCGGCGACGACGGCAGCGACGGGGGAGGCGGAGUCGCUGGAGAAGGGACCGUGGGUGUGGCCCGAGCCACCGGCCAUCCAAAGACCGACGUUGCAGCGUCAAGUUUCGAACCCCGGAUCGACGAGCCCGCGGCCGCAGUUCAUGCGGCAAGUUUCGGCCCCGGAAGAAGGCGGUUGGUGCGAGGUCGCCAGGAGCAAGUGGCCGGUAGGAAUUGA